AUGACUCUGAUGUGGGUACAUAUCUGUGACUGUGUUUUGUCCCUUUUGUUUUACACUGAGCUGUAUUUAAAUGUUCAGGGAGAAGUUCUUCAAAUACCUGCCAACCAGUGCUGCCCUGAGUGUGUGUCCGGGACAUCUGGAUCUUGCCAUCAUGAAGACAAAAUCCAUGCACAUGGAGCGCAGUGGACUUCCUCUCCAUGCAGUGUGUGCUCUUGCUCUCAUGGAGAAGUCAGAUGUACCCCCCAGCCAUGCCCACGACUGCUAUGUGGACCAGGGGAAAGGGAAUUUAUCCCAGAAGGAAGCUGCUGCCCAGUCUGUGUGGGUCCUGGGAAACCAUGUUCCUAUGAGGAGCAAGUAUUUCAAGAUGGACAGGAGUGGUCACUGAGCCGGUGUGCCAGAUGCCUCUGCAGAGAUGGGAUCGUCCAGUGCUUCACAGCCCAAUGUCAGCCUCUGUUCUGUAACCAGGAUGAAACUGUGAUUCGAGUCCCUGGAAAAUGCUGUCCACAGUGCUCUUCUCAUUCCUGCUCUGCUACUGGCCAAGUACAUGAGCAUGGUGAACAGUGGAGUGAGAAUGCCUGUACCACAUGCAUUUGUGACCUAGGGGAGAUCAGAUGCCAUAAGCAAGCCUGCCCUCCACUACGAUGCGAAAAGGGUCUAAAAAGGUCUCGGCGUCAUGGAGAGUGCUGUGAGGAAUGUGUGUCUCCAGUUGGAAGCUGCUCCUAUGAUGGGAUUGUGCGGUAUCAGGAUGAAAUGUGGAAGGGUUCAGCCUGUGAGUUUUGUAUGUGUGAUCGGGGCCAAGUGACCUGCCACAUUGGAGAAUGUGCCAAAGUGCAGUGUGCUCAGGGUGAAGAAUUAAUUCACUUAGAUGGAAAAUGCUGUCCUGAAUGCCUUGCGAAGAAUGAUUAUUGUAGAUAUGAAGAAAACACAGCAUUUGGAUCUUCUAAUGUGAGUGAAGUUAAGUAUGUUCCCGAGGGAAAGAAGUGGGAGGAUGGCCUUUGCAAGGUGUGUGAGUGUCAGGGGGCUCAGGUGACUUGCUAUGAACCCUCUUGUCCUCCAUGUCCUGUGGCCACAUUAACCAAAAUGGUGAAAGGACAUUGUUGUCCAGACUGCACAUCAGAUCAUUGCCAUCCAGACUGCUUAACCUGCUCACAGUCUCCAGACCACUGUGACCUAUGCCAGGAUCCCACAAAGUUGCUGCGCAAUGGACGGUGUGUGCACAGCUGUGGUCUGGGAUUUUACCAGGCUGGUGCUCUCUGUCUAGCUUGUCUACCUCAGUGCUCCACAUGCAAUAAUGGACACGAAUGCUCCUCCUGUCAGCCACCCCUGCUGAUGCGGCAUGGGCAGUGUGUAGUCACAUGUGGGGAUGGAUUCUACCAGGAUCAUCACUCCUGUGCAGUAUGCAGUGAAUCCUGUGCUGCUGCUGGGGUCCUACUUGAGAAGCACUGCUUGUCCUGCAGAGAUCCCCUCCAGGUGCUGAGAGAAGGCGGUUGUGAAGACAGCUGUGGUGAUGGCUUUUACAACAAGCAAGGGACGUGCAAGGCUUGUGACCAAUCCUGUAAGAGCUGUGGACCCAAUAGUUCCAGGUGUCUUACCUGUAUUGGAAAGACAGUGUUACAUGAUGGGGAAUGCACUUCUGAAUGCCCCAGUGGUUACUAUGCUGAUGCCACUGGCAGAUGCAAAGCAUGUCAUAGCUCAUGUGCCAGCUGCUCUGGACCCUUGAUCUCCCACUGUACCGCCUGUUCCCAUCCCCAGGCUCUACAUCAAGGUCUCUGUUUGUCCAGCUGUGGAGAGGGCUUCCACCCCGACCAUGGGGUCUGCAAAGCCUGCCAUUCCUCCUGUCUGACCUGUGUGGGUCCAGAGCCCUCUCACUGUACCCGCUGUAAGAAGCCAGAGGAAGGACUGCAAGUGAAACUGCUGCCUGGGGCAGACCUCCCCUCUGGUGAGUGCCUGCCCCACUGCAGAGCCAGGUUUUACUUGGAGAGCACUGGACAGUGUGAAGGGUACGUGUAAUCUUGCCACCAGUCCUGUUUGGGAUGUGCAGGAAGGAGUCCACACAACUGCACAGCCUGCCAGCCUUCACGUGUGCUGUUGGAAGGGCGUUGCCUCUCUCGGUGCCCAAAUGGAUUCUUUAACCAGGAAGGCAGUUGCACAGAAUGCCACCCCAGCUGCAGGCAGUGCCAAGGGCCUUCGGAAUCUGACUGUGUCUCCUGUCACCCUCACAUCACUUUUACUGCUGGGAACUGCCUGACUAAUUGCAAGGAAGAACAGUUCUUCAACAUCAUGGGAUACUGUGCUGACUGCCAUCCUCUGUGUCGACACUGUGUGGCUGACCCUCACAGCAACGGCAGCAUCUGCCUGAUGUGCCAGCACACCCAGCAUCUGCUGCUGGGGGACCACUGCGUUCCCAGCUGCCCUUCUGGAUACUAUGCAGCGAGAAGAGUUUGUAAAAAAUGCCACUCCUCCUGCCAGACCUGCCAUAACAAAGGUCCCUUCUCCUGUUCCUCUUGUGAUCCCGGCCUUGUUCUGACUCACCUGGGCACCUGCAGUACUACCUGCUUUCCUGGACACUAUCUGGAUAACAACCAUGCUUGUCAGUCAUGCAGUGCACAGUGUGGAAGCUGUGAUUCACAGAACAGCUGUACUUCUUGCCGAGAUCCAAACAAGGUCCUACUCUUUGGGGAGUGUCAGGAUGAGGUCUGUGCUCCACAAUACUAUCUUGACUUCUCCACCAAGACUUGCAGAGAGUGUGAUUGGAGUUGCAGUGCAUGUACUGGGCCUCUGAGGACAGACUGCCUACAGUGCUUGGAUGGCUACGUACUCCAGGAUGGAGCUUGUGUGGAGCAGUGCUCGCCUUCAUUUUACCGCCAUUCAGGCAUCUGUAAGAGCUGUGAUAGCUACUGCCUCCAGUGCCAAGGUCCCCGUGAAUGUACCCGCUGUGAAGAGCCAUUUCUCCUCUUAGAAUCUCAGUGUGUCCAGGAAUGUGGCAAGGGGUACUUUGCUGAUCAUAUAAAUCACAGAUGCACAGCCUGCCCACAGGGAUGCUUGCAGUGCCACCACAUGGACCGGUGUUAUAUCUGUGACCAUGGAUUUUUCCUGAAGAGUGGCCUCUGCAUUGCCAACUGUAUUCCUGAUUUCUCUGUUCAUGCUACUAAUGAAACAUGUUCUGGAAAAAUGCACACUCCUACUCUUUAUAUAAAUGGUUCCCUCACUCUUGCCAUUGGUUCGAUGAAGCCACUGGAUUUUUCCCUUCUGAAUGUACGAGACCAGGAUGGCAGCGUUGAAGACCUCCUUUUCCAUGUUGUGAGCACUCCUACCAAUGGUCAGCUAGUGUUUUCAAGGAAUGGAAAAGAAGUCCAGCUUGACAAGGCUGGUCAUUUUAGCUGGAAAGAUGUACACGAGAAAAAAGUGCGUUUUGUGCACAGCAAAGAAAAGCCCAGGAAAGGUUACUUUUCGCUGAAAAUCAGUGACCAACAGUUCUUCUCUGAGCCAAAGCUGAUCAACAUACAAGCAUUUUCAACACAGGCUCCCUAUGUGCUGAGAAAUGAGGCCCUCCAUAUUAGCAGGGGUGAGAAGGGGACUAUCACCAACCAGCUACUUGACAUCCGAGAUGACGACAAUCCCCAGGAUGUGGUCGUCGAAGUACUUGAUCCUCCACUUCAUGGCCAAUUGCUCCAAACACUACAAUUCCCUACAACUCCACUCUAUCAAUUCCGGCUAGAUGAGCUCUCCAGGGGACUUCUCCACUAUGUUCACGAUGGUUCAGACAGCACAUCUGAUGUUGUCGUCUUGCAGGUCAAUGAUGGACACUCCAUUCGAAACAUACUCUUUCAUGUAAAGACUAUUCCCAAGAAUGCUGAUGGUCUUAGACUUGUAGCUAAUUCAAUGGUAUGGGUUCCAGAAGGGGGGAUGCUGCAGAUCACCAAUAGGAUCUUACAGGCUGAAGCUCCAGGUGCCAGUGCCUCAGAAAUUAUCUACAAAAUUACAGAGGAUUAUCCCCAGUUUGGAGAGUUGGUUCUUUUGAUUAAUAUGCCAGCAGAUAGCCCUGCAGAUGAAGGCCAGCACCUGCCUGAUGGAAGGACUGCAACCCCAACCAGCACCUUCAGCCAGCAAGACAUUGAUGAAGGCAUUGUGUGGUACAGGCACUCUGGAGUCCCAGCCCAGAGCGACUCUUUCCGUUUUCAGGUAUCCAGUGCCACUGAUGCCCACACCCAUCUGGAAAGCCGUAUGUUCAACAUUGCCAUUUUACCACAGACACCAGAAGCACCAAGACUCUCUCCAGGAGCUUCUCUUCAUAUGACUGCUCGAGAAGAUGAUCUGACUGUGAUUCAGCCCCAUUCCCUCUCCUUUGUCAACUCCAACAUGCCAAGUGGAAAGAUUAUAUAUAAUAUCACUUUACCUCUGCAUCCAAAUCAAGGUACCAUCGAAUACCGGGACCGGCCUCACACUCCCAUCAGAUACUUCACACAGGAAGAUAUUAACCAGGGCAAAGUCAUGUACCGUCCUCCCACUGCUGCUCCCCAUCUCCAGGAAAUCAUGUCCUUCUCCUUUGCUGGUCUCCCAGAAUUGGUGAAAUUCCACUUUACAGUUUCAGAUGGAGAGCAUACAAGCCCAGAGAUGGCCCUCAACAUUCACUUACUACCCAUUGAUGAGCUCCCACCAUCGUUUCAAGUCACUGCUCCAGUGCUUGAGGUUACUCCAGGAGGCAGCACAUCUGUAGGACUUGGGUUGAUAGUAAGAGAUACUAAGACAGACCCUGAAGAACUCUACUUUGAGCUUCGUAAACCUCCACAACAUGGUGCACUCCUUAAGUACACAGCUGGGUCCCAGGGACCUAUGGUUGCAGGGGACACAUUCACGUAUGCAGAUAUUGAGAAGAAUGUGCUGCAGUAUAUGCAUGAUGGUUCCUCUGCCCAAGAAGACAGCCUGGAGAUCUCAGUCACAGAUACAGUGGCCACCACCACAGUGGAAGUGAAAGUACAGGUGAUAUCAUUGGAUGACCCCAGGCCUAGACUAGCUGCUGGGGCUUUGCUUAGCAUCACUGUUGCUAGUAAAAGUACAGCCAUCAUCACUCGGUCACAUCUGGCUUACGAGGAUGAUUCUUCACCAGACUCAGAGAUUUGGAUUCAGUUAAAUUCUCUACCCAGAUUUGGCACUCUCUUACGAACCAAAGGACCUGAGGUGGAAGAAUUGUCAGAGGUUUCCAAUUUCACAAUGGAAGACAUCAACAGCAAGAACAUUCGGUAUUCAGCUGUGUUUGAGACUGAAGGCCAUAUGGUUACUGAUAGCUUCUAUUUCUCUGUCUCCGAUAUGGACCAUAACCAUCUGGACAAUCAGAUGUUUACCAUCAUGAUCACUCCUGUCAAGAUUCCACCUCCAGUCAUUGCUUUUGCUGACCUUAUCACGGUUGACGAGGGUGGCAGAGCCCCGCUCUCAUUUCACCAUUUCUUUGCUGCUGAGGAUCUUGACAACCUCCGGAGAGAUGCCAUCAUUAAACUAAGUGCUCUACCCAAAUUUGGCUGCAUCGAGAAUACUGGGACAGGUGAUCGUUUUGGACCCGGAAUGACUGGUCAUCAUGAUGCCUCCUUUCCUAUUCAAGACGUUCUGGAAAACUACAUUUACUACUUCCAGAGUGUUCAUGAAAGCAUUGAGCCCACACAUGACAUUUUUAGUUUUUACAUAAGUGAUGGAAACAGUCAUUCAGAAAUCCACAGCAUCAACAUCACUAUAGAGACAAAGAACGAUGAACCUCCAAGGAUGACCUUGCGGCCCCUCCGAGUAAAGCUGAGCUCAGGAGAGGUGAUAAGCAAUUCCUCUCUGAGCCUACAAGACCUGGACACUCCAGAUAAUGAGCUGAUUUUUGUAUUGACCAAUACCCCUCACCACGGUCAAGUGUUCUUAAGGCGAACUGCUUCUGAACCUCUUGAGAAUGGAAAAAUUUUGACCCAGGGGUCCUCUUUCAGUUACCAGGAAGUCCUAUCUGGGUUGGUGGGAUACAUUCCUGGUGGGCCUGGAAUGGCAGUGGACGAAUUCCAGUUCUCCCUGAGUGAUGGCCUCUACAGAGACAUAGGGAAAAUGGAGAUAUAUGUAGAGCUGCCUUCAGGUGACACUCCCCAGUUGGCAGUAAACCAAGGCCUACAGCUCUCCACAGGAUCAGUAGUACGUAUCACAGAACAGCACUUGAAAGCCAAAGAUACAAACUCAGAUGCCCAUAAAGUGACAUAUGUGCUGAGAGAAGACCCCGCAGCUGGACGCCUGCAAGUGGUCAAACAUGACAAGAUGGAGCACAUCUCAGUCGAUGGUCCAGUCCAAAGUUUCACACAAGCAGACAUCAGUCAAGGCCAACUUAAAUAUAGUCAUGAAAGAGGAGAACCUAGUGGUAGUUUUACUUUUAAAUUUGAUGUGGUUGAUGAAAAAGGCAACAAAUUGAUUGGCCAGUCCUUUUCUAUCAGCGUUGAGGAAGACAAAUCCCCACCAGUCAUCAUCACCAAUAAAGGUCUUGUCUUGGAUGAAAAUUCAGUGAAGAAAAUCACCACUCUGCAGCUCUCUGCCACUGACCAGGAGACUGUGCCUGAAGAAUUGGUCUACAGAGUCACUACACAGCCCCAGCUGGGCCACCUGGAACAUACAACCUCACCAGGUCUCCAGAUCAGUUCCUUUACUCAAGCUGACCUGAUGUCACGAAAUAUUCAGUAUAUCCAUUCCAGUGAGACAGAGAAACAUUCCGAUGCCUUCAGCUUUACAUUGUCUGAUGGAGUCAAUGAGGUAACCCAGACUUUCCACAUCACCAUUCGUCCUGUGGAUGAUUCACUGCCCAUUGUCCAGACUUCAGGGUUGCGGGUCCAGGAGGGAGUGAGAAAGGCCAUCACCGAAUUUGAGCUCAAGGCAAUGGAUGCAGACACCGAGGCUGAGUUUGUCACCUUCACCAUCACACAGCUGCCACGCCAUGGCACUAUUGAACGAGCUGGCAGUGAACCUCGCUCCCAGCACACUUCCACCUUCACUAUGGAUGACAUCUACCAGAACCGCAUCAGCUACAGCCACGAUGGCAGCAACUCCCUCAAAGACCGAUUCACCUUCACAGUAACUGAUGGCACCAACCCCUUCUUUAUUGUUCAGGAGGGAGGCAAGAAGAUUAUGACAGCAGCACCUCAGCAAUUCCACAUAGACAUCCUCCCUGUAGAUGAUGGCACUCCAAGAAUUGUCACCAACCUGGGUCUCCAGUGGCUAGAGUAUAUGGAUGGCAAAGCAACCAACCUGAUCACCAAGAAGGAGCUGCUGACCAUUGACCCAGACACAGAGGACCAGCAGCUUGUGUAUGAGAUCACGGACGGCCCUGAUCAUGGCUAUGUGGAGAACAAGCUACAGCUUGGCAGGGCUGCUGCAACAUUCACACAGGAGGAGGUGAACUUGGGUUUGAUUCGCUAUGUGUUGUUUGAAGAGAAGAUCCACGAGAUGAUGGAUAGUUUUCAGUUUCUGGUGAAAGACAGUAAACCCAAUGUGGUCAGGGACAAUGUCUUCCACAUCCAGUGGUCCCUUAUCAGUUUCAAAUAUACCAGCUACAACGUCAGCGAGAAAGCAGGAUCUGUCAGUGUUAGUGUGCAGAGGACUGGUAACCUCAAUCAAUAUGCCAUCGUUCUGUGUCGCACUGAGCAAGGCUCUGCCAGCUCCAGCUCCAGGCUAAGCUCCCAGCCUGGCCAGCAGGACUACAUGGAGUAUGCCGGUCAGGUGCAGUUUGAUGAACGAGAGGACACCAAGUCUUGCACCAUUGCCAUCAAUGAUGAUGAUGUGUUUGAGAAUAUUGAGAGUUUCACUGUGGAGCUCAGCAUGCCGGCAUAUGCCCUAUUAGGAACAAUCACCCAGGCAAAAGUUAUUAUCAAUGACACUGAGGAUGAACCCACACUGGAGUUUGAUAAGAAGACCUAUCAAGUCAAUGAAAGUGCUGGCUUUCUGUUUGCACCUAUCAAAAGAAAAGGGGACUCGAGCAGCAUUGUUUCUGCAAUCUGCUACACAGUUCCUAAAUCGGCUAUGGGAAGUAGCCUCUAUGCUCUUGAAUCAGGCUCUGAUUUUAAAUCUAGAGGAAUGUCUGCUGAGAGUCGUGUGAUAUUUGGGCCUGGUAUUACCAAGUCCACCUGUGAUGUCAUGCUCAUUGACGACAGCGAGUAUGAAGAUGAAGAAGAGUUUGAGAUUGCCCUAGCAGAUGCUUCUGACAAUGCCCGCAUCGGAAGGGUGGCAUCUGCGAAGGUGCUCAUCAGUGGGCCCAAUGAUGCUUCUACCAUUUCUCUGGGCAAUACAGCCUUCACAGUUAGCGAGGAUGCAGGCACAGUGAAAAUUCCAGUUAUCCGCCAUGGCACUGACCUUUCUACAUUCACAUCUGUCUGGUGUGCAACACGUCCCUCAGACCCAGCCUCAGCCACUCCAGGAGUUGACUAUGUUCCCAGCUCUAGAAAAAUAGAGUUUGGGUCAGGAGUCACUGAGAAGUAUUGCACCUUGACUAUUUUGGAUGACACUCAGUAUCCAGUAAUUGAAGGGCUGGAGACAUUUGUGGUUUUCCUCAGCUCAGCACAAGGGGCUGAGCUGACCAAACCCUUCCAGGCUGUUAUCGCAAUUAACGACACAUUCCAGGACGUACCCAACAUGCAGUUUGCCAAGGACUUGCUACUGGUAAAAGAGAAGGAUGGAGUCCUGCAUGUGCCUAUUAUCCGGAGUGGAGACUUGAGCUAUGAGUCAUCAGUGCGGUGCUACACUCAAGCCCUUUCGGCUCAGGUUAUGGAGGACUUUGAGGAGCGAAGAAACUCAGAUUCAUCCCGGAUUACUUUUCUGAAAGGGGACAAGAUGAAGAACUGUACUGUAUCAAUCCAUGAUGACUCGAUAUUUGAGCCUGAGGAAGAGUUCAAGGUCUACCUCAGUCAUCCUCUUGGAAACCACUGGAGUGGAGCCAGAAUUGGGAAAAAUAACAUGGCCACCAUCACCAUAUCCAAUGAUGAAGAUGCACCAACCAUUGAGUUUGAAGAAGCUGCAUAUCAAGUUAGAGAACCCUCAGGGCCAGAUGCCAUGGCCAUCCUAAACAUCAAGGUUAUUCGCAGAGGAGAUCAGAACAGGACGUCCAAGGUUCGCUGUAGCACAAGGGAUGGCUCUGCCCAGUCUGGCGUGGAUUAUUACCCAAAGAGUCGAGUCUUGAAGUUCAGUCCAGGGAUGGACCAUAUCUUUUUUAAAGUUGAGAUUCUGUCCAAUGAAGACCGGGAGUGGCAUGAAUCUUUCUCCUUAGUCCUUGGUCCAGAUGACCCCUUGGAGGCAGUUCUUGGUGAUGUGACCACUGCCACAGUGACAAUUCUGGACCAGGAGGCAGCUGGAAGCCUUAUACUGCCAGCACCACCCAUUGUUGUCACCCUUGCCGACUAUGACCAUGUGGAAGAGGUUACCAAGGAAGGAACCAAGAAAUCCCCCUCCCCAGGCUACCCACUGGUCUGUGUCACUCCCUGCGACCCCCACUUCCCCAAGUAUGCCAUCAUGAGAGAGCGCUGCAGUGAGGCUGGCAUCAACCACUCAUCGGUGCAGUUCAGCUGGGAAGUGGCUGCCCCCACAGAUGGCAAUGGGGCCCGAUCUCCCUUUGAAACCAUCACUGACAACACACCAUUCACAAGUGUCAACCACAUGGUCCUGGAUAGCAUUUACUUCAGCCGGAGGUUCCAUGUACGUUGUGUAGCAAAGGCUGUGGACAAGGUGGGCCAUGUGGGGACCCCCUUAAGGAGCAACAUCGUUACCAUUGGCACAGACAGUGCUAUCUGCCACACCCCAGUAGUAGCUGGGACAGCUAGAGGCUUCCAGGCUCAGUCCUUCAUUGCGACUUUGAAAUACCUGGAUGUCAAGCAUAAGGAGCAUCCAAACAGAAUCCACAUCUCCGUGCAGAUCCCCCACCAGGAUGGAAUGCUGCCCCUCAUUUCUACCAUGCCUUUACACAACUUGCAUUUUCUAUUAUCUGAGUCCAUCUACAGACAUCAGCAUGUCUGCUCCAAUCUUGUCACCACCCGCGACCAGCGAGGCAUCUCAGAGGCGGGCUUCCUGGAUGAUCGUGUCUACGACAGCACCGCCCUGGGCCCAGGCUAUGACCGCCCCUUCCAAUUUGACCCUAAGGUGCGCGAGUCAAAGUCCAUCCAGCUCUACAAACACUUGAACCUGAAGAGCUGUGUGUGGACUUUUGAUGCCUAUUAUGAUAUGACUGAGCUAAUUGAUGUCUGCGGGGGCUCUGUAACUGCUGAUUUCCAGGUGAGAGACUCAGCCCAGUCCUUCCUUACAGUGCACGUGCCCCUGUAUGUCUCCUACAUCUAUGUGACAGCCCCCAGGGGCUGGGCCUCAUUGGAGCACCACACUGAGAUGGAGUUCUCCUUCUUCUACGACACUGUCCUCUGGAGAACAGGAAUUCAGACUGAUAGUGUGCUCUCUGCAAGACUUCAAAUAAUCAGAAUUUACAUUCGAGAAGAUGGCCGACUUGUCAUUGAAUUCAAAACCCAUGCCAAGUUCAGAGGACAGUUUGUGAUGGAACAUCACACCCUCCCUGAUAUUAGGUCUUUCAUAUUGACUCCAGACCAUCUUGGAGGCAUUGAAUUCGACCUACAGCUCCUCUGGAGUGCUCAGACUUUUGACUCCCCAUAUCAACUCUGGAGAGCCACAAGCUCUUACAACAGGAAGGACUACUCAGGAGAGUAUACCAUCUACUUGAUUCCCUGCACUGUACAACCCACUCAGCCCUGGAUAGAUCCUGGAGAGAAGCCUUUGGCCUGUACCGCACAUGCCCCAGAAAGAUUCCUGAUACCCAUUGCAUUUCAGCAGACCAACCGCCCUGUGCCAGUUGUAUAUUCACUCAACACUGAAUUCCAGCUAUGUAACAAUGAGAAGGUUUUCCUAAUGGAUCCCAACACUUCUGAUAUGUCCCUGGCAGAAAUGGAUUACAAAGGUGCCUUCUCAAAAGGUCAAAUCCUUUAUGGUCGAGUACUUUGGAAUCCAGAACAAAACCUUAAUUCUGCUUACAAACUUCAAUUGGAGAAAGUCUAUCUUUGUACUGGCAAGGAUGGCUAUGUACCUUUCUUUGAUCCCACGGGGACAAUCUACAAUGAGGGACCACAGUAUGGAUGCAUUCAGCCAAACAAAUACCUAAAACACAGAUUUCUGCUGCUGGACCGCAGUCAGCCGGAGGUAAUUGAUAAGUAUUUCCAUGAUGUGCCCUUUGAGGCCCACUUUGCCUAUGAAUUGCCUGAUUUCCACAUAGUCAAUAGCAUGCCAGGUGUGGAUGGAUUUACCCUGAAAGUAGAUGCACUAUAUAAGGUCGAAGCUGGACACCAGUGGUAUCUCCAGGUGAUCUACAUCAUUGGCCCUGAUACCAUCUCAGGGCCCCGGGUCCAGCGCUCUCUUACAGCGUCUGUGAGGCGCUCCCGAAGGGAUCUGGUGGAUCCCAGUGGCCAGUUGACCCUUGAUGAUUCCCUCAUCUAUGACAAUGAAGGGGACCAAGUCAAGAAUGGCACCAAUAUGAAGUCCCUGAAUCUGGAGAUGCAAGAACCCAUCAUUGCUGCAUCUCUGUCCCAAACAGGGGCAUCUAUUGGCAGUGCCCUUGCUGCCAUCAUGCUGCUCCUUCUUGUGUGCCUGGUGGCCUGCUUUCUCACCAGGAAAUGUCAGAAACAGAGGAAGAACACUCCAACUGAGAACAUUUUGGAGGAGUACCCUCUGAACACAAAGGUGGAUGUGCCCAAGAGGAGCCCAGACAGGGUAGAGAAGAACGUGAACAGACAGUACUGCACCGUGCGGAAUGUCAACCUACUGAGUGAAGCUGAGGGUGCAUAUGUGUUCAAAGGUGCUAAAGUUAAAAAAUUGAAUCUGGAAGUCAGAGUCCACAACAAUUUACAAGACGGAACAGAAGUUUAAUGGAGGAGUCCUGCGUGUAUUUUCUUUUUCUAAACCAUUUUUAUAAAAAAAAUUAAAAAAAAGGGGGUAUAAUGGUAUUUUUAUAAUCCUGCAGAGGAAAAAG
This is a messenger RNA of Suncus etruscus (white-toothed pygmy shrew), 12016 nucleotides long. It is a transcript of the gene FRAS1, whose product is annotated as Fraser extracellular matrix complex subunit 1. Gene Ontology annotation, biological process: cell communication. Gene Ontology annotation, molecular function: protein binding. The record is from RefSeq and is a predicted model, not a curated record. Gene Ontology annotation, cellular component: membrane. Lineage: Eukaryota; Metazoa; Chordata; Mammalia; Eulipotyphla; Soricidae.